This is a messenger RNA of Myxocyprinus asiaticus (Chinese sucker), 6631 nucleotides long. Its product is annotated as rho GTPase-activating protein 5-like. The coding region runs from base 549 to 5048 and encodes 1499 amino acids. The transcript has 7 exons. The record is from RefSeq and is a predicted model, not a curated record. Gene Ontology annotation, molecular function: GTPase activity; GTP binding. Gene Ontology annotation, biological process: signal transduction. NCBI's taxonomy places the organism in Eukaryota, Metazoa, Chordata, Actinopteri, Cypriniformes, Catostomidae.
CCUGCCCUACAUGAUCCUGAAAGCCAUUCGUGAGCGCGCAGCGUGCCCCCGCGGUGAGCGGAAUGGAAAAGUUAUUGGAGAGAGAGAGAGAGAGAGAGAGAGAGAGAGUGAGAGCCGGAUCUAUCCGUCGCCAUUACUGACUGGAAUGAGAGGGGAGGACUCUCCGAUUACACGCAUACCAGUCUUACUGCUAGAAAAUACUGAAAACAAGCACUUUCGGAGAUUUCACCGAUUAUUCCAUUCACUCACGGGUUAAAAGACAACUGGAAUUUGUUGUGGGAUUUAAUCAAUGUAAAAUACACGGAAUAGUUGGAAUGCCACCUCCUGCCUGUGGUGUCGGGAGCGACCAUGUUAGGUAGGGGAAUGCUCACGGAGGAGAAGGUGAUAGGAGAGGAAAGAGCAGUCAUCCAGGACAAAUGAUUCAUAUUAAAGAUACAGCAUCUCAUUCAAAGUGAGAUGGAAAUGCGCCUGCACUAGCCAAUGGAAGUGCAUGUUUGCCUUGCUGGCAUUCUUCACUUAACGUAACAAGCAAUGAGAGGGGCAAUAUAAUGGCCAAGAAUAAGGAGCCCCGUCCGACAUACGCUGUCAGUGUUGUCGGGCUCUCAGGCACUGAGAAAGACAAGGGGAACUGUGGCGUAGGUAAAUCCUGCCUAUGCAACAGAUAUGUACGCCCCAGUGCGGACUGCUACUACUUGGAGCACACUUCUGUGUUAAGCACAAUUGACUUUGGAGGGCGUGUGGUGAAUAAUGAUCACUUCUUAUACUGGGGUGAAGUGUUACAUCGAGGGGACGAUGGCCUCGAGUGUAGAAUUCAGAUCAUUGAGCAGACUGAGUUCAUCGAUGACCAGACCUUCUUGCCUCAUCGGAGCACAAACUUGCAGCCUUACACAAAACGGGCUGCAAAUACGAAGCUUCAGUCUGCUGAAAAACUGAUGUACAUUUGCACAGACCAGCUUGGUUUAGAACAGGAUUUUGAUCAGAAACAGAUGCCUGAUGGCAAGCUCAAUAUUGAUGGCUUUGUGUUGUGUAUAGAUGUAAGUAAAGGAUGCAAUAGAAAAUUCGAGGACCAGAUGAAAUUUGUCCACAACCUUUAUUCUCAAAUUUCCAAGACAAAGAAAUCCAUUAUAAUUGCUGCAACGAAAUGUGACGAGUGUGUCGAGCAAUACCUAAGGGAGGUCCAGACAUUUGUUGCAGGUAAAAAGAAUCUUAUGCUUGUCGAGACAUCAGCUCGAGCAUCUGUUAAUGUGGACCUCUGUUUCAAUGCUCUGACACAACAGAUGGACAAAACUCGAGGUAAACCCAAAAACAUCUCUUACUUGGAAGCUUACAAAGCCCAGAGACAAUUAGUAGCUUCAGUCUCUGACAGAUUUGAAAAACUCAUCAUUCAAACUGUCCGAGAUUAUCACACAAACUGGAAAACUGUGAGCAAUAAAUUUAAAAACCACCCAGAUUAUGAAGAGUACAUCAAUUUAGAAGGCACCAAAAAGGCUAGAAACACCUUAUCGAAGCACACAGAACAGCUGAGACAAGAGCAUAUCAAAAGGCGGAGGGAGGAUUAUCUUACCAGUCUGCCAAAAAUUCUUAAUAAGUUGCUUAACAACCUAGGGGAAAUAGAGAUGCUGAGUUGGACAGAGGCACAGGACAUUAUGAAGAGGAGGCCUGAGUUUCAGUACUGUUUCAUUGAGUUAGAACAAACACCGUGGUAUGAGACAGACCACCUUGAUAAAACCGAUGACAGAAGAGUGCCCUUUGAUGUCCUCAAAACUAUGGAAGGAGAAAGGAUUUAUCAAAACCACAUCCAGCAUUUGAAAUCUGAGAAGAGGCGGUUGGAGAUGAAGGAGAAAUUCAAGAAGACUCUGGAGCGAGUGCAUUUCAUAAGCCCCGGACAACCAUGGGAAGAGGUCAUGUGUUUUGUCAUGGAGGAUGAGGCGUACAAAUACAUCACUGAAUCAGAUCGCAGAGAUGUUUAUAGUCGGCAUCAGCAGGAAAUAGUUGAAAGGGCCAAAGAGGAGUUUCAGGAAAUGCUAUUCGAGCAUGCAGAGCUAUUCUAUGACCUGGAUUUGAAUGCAACCCCAAGCUGUGACAAAAUGAGUGAGAUUCACUCUGUACUUAAUGAGGAGCCUAGAUACAGAGCUCUCCAGAAACUCGCAACCGACAGGGAGUCUCUUUUACUGAAACACAUUGGGUUUGUUUAUCACCCCACAAAAGAAACAUGCCUCAGUGGCACGGCCUGUGUUGAUCUGAAAGUUGAGCAAGUCCUUGCAAACAGGCUUGUUCAAUUGGAUCACGGUCGCACAAAUAUCUACUACAACAGUGCCAACAUUGAUAAAGUGAACCUGUGUCUAGUGGGCAGAGAAGGUCUGGCACAGGAACUUGCAAAUGAAAUCAGAGCUCAGUCCACUGAUGAUGAAUACACCCUGGAUGGAAAAAUCUAUGAAUUAGAACUUUUUCCUGUAGAUGUCAAUUCUGGCAUGCUUUUGAACCAUUCCUGGCUAUCGACUUUCAAGGCCCAUGGAUUCUUUUGUGUCUUCAGCUCUAUAGAGUCACUUAAUUACAUUGGUGAUCGUGUAAGCCGGAUCCGAGCUGAGAUUGCCCAGAGCAGAAGGGAUAGGUAUAGCCAGCCAGUGCCAUUCAUUCUCAUUCUAGCAAAUCAGCGAGACAGCGUUUGCAAAAACAUGCCUAUUUUAAGGCAUCAGGGCCAACAGCUUGCAAAUAAGCUACAGUGUACUUUUAUAGAUAUUCCCUCAGGCACCUUUCCACGAAAGUUUAAUGAGUCUCAGAUAAAACAGGCCCUCAGAGCAGUGUUAGAAGGAUUGAAGCACAAUUUCGAUGUGAUGUGCCCGAUGCCCUCCAUUAAGGAUUUGUCCGAGACUGAUUUGCGUAUAGUCAUGUGUGCCAUGUGUGGAGAUCCGUUCAGUGUGGAUCUCAUUCUUUCUCCUUUUUUGGAUUCACAUUCCUGCAGUGCCGGACAGCCCGGUCAAUGCAACACUUUGAUCCUCGACAAAAUCAUUGGCGACAGCCGAAGACGCAUACAUGUCACCGUGCUCUCGUAUCACUCCUCCAUUGGAAUCAGAAAGGAUGAAUUAGUGCAUGGGUACAUACUAGUUUACUCAGCAAAACGAAAGUCUUCUAUGGCUAUGCUAAGGGCAUUCUUGGCUGAGGUCCAGGAUGUCAUUCCAGUUCAACUGGUGGCCAUUACGGACAGCCAAGCGGACUUCUUUGAGAAUGAGGCGAUAAAAGAGCUCAUGACUGAAGGGGAGCACAUUGCUACCGAAAUUACGGCUAAAUUUACCGCACUCUACUGCUUGUCCCAGUAUCAUAGGCAGACAGAGGUUUUUACACCAUUUUUCAACGAGGUUCUUGAGAAGAAGAGCAACAUCGAAAGCUUCUUCAUGUUUGAUAACAGUAGGGACGGAACAGGCACCGGUGAAGAUGUCUUUCCUCAAUCUCCUCACAGCCAUUCACCUGCCUACCAGUACUACCCUGACUCUGAGGAUGAUGGGGAGGGACCACCACCUUACAGCCCAAUAGGGGAUGAUGUUCAGCUGCUGCCCAACCCUAGUGAACGAAAGUACAGAAUUGACCUUGAAGGAAACGAGUACCACGUUCAAAGCACACACGUUGGCGAUCAUGAUCGUAACCACAAAGUGCCCCCCCCAGUAAAACCUAAACCCAAUGUGCUGCCCAAGCCCAAUGUGAAGAAGCUGGAUCCUAACCUUCUGAGGACAAUUGAGGCUGGAAUGAAGAGCUCCAGAUGGGCACGUGGUCCAAUGAUGGUUCACGGUGACGACCUUGAAGCAUCUGACAACUAUGCAGAGCCGGUGGACACUCUCAAAUCAAAAGGCUUCAGUGAUGAUAUAUAUGCCAUACCUGAAGAUGCACACAGUAGAUCUGGAAAGAUCCGCAACUCAUUCGGUGGACUUGCUCUGCAUGGUGAUGAGGAGAAUGGCUUUGACUCCAUGUUUAAGUCUCAGGGUGGUAGACGGCCUUCUAAGUACAAACAUCGCUCCAAGAUCCUCUUUAGCAAGACAAAAGCUUAUCAUAGACGUGUACAUUCAGAUGUUAGUGAUGAUGAGUCGGGGCCUGCAAUGCAGAAGAAGAAGAAAGGAAGGGGCAACCGAGGAAGUGAAGAGGACCCUCUUCUCUCUCCAGUGGAUCCUUGGAAAGGAGGAAUAGACAAUCCAGCCAUCACAUCAGACCCAGAGCAGGAUGAUAAGAAAAUGAAGAAAAAGAAAGCACCAAAGAACAAGGAACCCAAAAAGACAAAAUCAACAAAGACUACAAAGCCAUUGUACCCACCAACACGAAGAAAUUGGGAGAGCAACUAUUUUGGGCAGCCUCUUCAGAGCUUGGUCUCUCCUGAUAGGCCUAUUCCUUUGUUUAUUGAAAAGUGUGUCGACUACAUUGAACGUACAGGUCUCACCACAGAGGGCCUUUAUCGAGUGAGUGGAAACAAAACGGAUCAAGACAACAUUCAGAAGCAAUUCGACCAGGACCACAGUGUUGAUCUGAUGGAGAUGGAUGUAGCUGUGAAUGCCGUUGCUGGAGCCCUGAAGGCUUUCUUUGCUGACCUCCCUGACCCCCUUAUACCAUACACACUCCACCCAGAGCUAGUGGAAGCAGCCAAAAUUGUAGAUCACUACGAGAGGCUGCAGGUACUGAAGGAAAUUGUGAGAAAAUGUCCUCCUGUAAAUUAUGAAGUUUUCAAAUACGUCAUCACUCACCUUAACAGGGUAAGUCAGCAAAGUAAGACCACACUGAUGACUGCCGACAAUCUUUCCAUCUGUUUCUGGCCUACGCUCAUGAGGCCUGAUUUUGAGAACAAGGACACGCUCUCCACCACCAAACUCAAUCAGUCUGUCAUCGAGACCUUCAUCCAGCAGUGCCAGUACUUCUUCUACGGCGGUGACAUCACAGAGCCCUCCAGCGCAGAGGGCACCCCUCCUCCACACGGCCACGGCUUGGAGUCCCUGCUGGCCCUGCAGCUCCCUCCUCCCCUCCAACCACAGCAGAUCCAGCACCCGCUGCCCCCUGAACCCCUCAUAUAGACCCCAACUUCACAUUCAGCUGACUGCAACACGCACGUGCGUGUGCGUGCAAGCCUCUGAAAAUACAAAGUGAAAAAGGUGACUGUUGCAGAAAAUACUCCCUUUUUUGUUCCUCAGCCAGACUGAAGGAGAGACUGAAUAAAAAAUAUAGAGAAAAAUGUCAAUGUUAUUUUGACAUAGUAAACGUGCACAUUGACUAGAUUCACACAUUGCAAACAUAAGAUAUAUUUAUAAUACCAUUUUUGUUUGUUUCUAAAGACAAUGGAGCUGGCAAUCAUUCACUGAAAUCAACACCACAUGCACAGCUUGUUAUAAUGGUAAAGUGUGCCAUUUGUUUGUGUUUUCACCCUUUUUUAAUUUUACAGUGGACUAAAGGUAUAUUUUUAGGGUUUUUUUAUUUUAAAGACGGCAGUAGUUGGAGUAGUGGUGUCCCAAGGCUUUGCACCAAUUGGGAUGGAUCUAAUAUGAGUUUUUAAAAUCAGGGGCUCAUGCCCAGGAUGCACUUUGUCCUACAGACAUUGAACCAGGAGGCUCUUGUACUCUGGAAACCACAGAAGGGAAACAGUCCACUGCAAUCAUUUGGCACAUCUCAGAGACCCAGGCGUUAGAAGAUGGCCUGGUUAUCUCUGUUUCGUUUAAUGUUCGUUUUUUUGUUUUGUUUUAGUUCCGCAUACCAGUUUCAAAAUGUAUAUUGUUCUGUUAUUAGUUUCCUGAACUGAAUUUGCAUGUCCUUCACCACUUGUAAUAACUAAAUGAUUAGAAGUGGAGGAAAAAACGUAAAUGCUUGACUGUUUUUAUGCAAGACUUGUUUUUUUUAUCUAACUUGUUUGAGGGAACAUUAAACUAGGGUAAAAUUGAUAUAUUCGUUUGUUUGUGUCAUGCCAUUGUUCGACUUUCAAUAUCAUAUUUUGGAUUUGUUUAAUUAUUUCCAUAAAAUAGGAAAAUAUAAAUAUUUCUAUAUACUGUAAACUAUAUAUAUCUAUAUCAUAUAUAUAUAUAUAUAUAUAUAUAUAUAUAUAUAUAUAUAUAUAUAUACACAUCAGCAUUAUUUGACGGCUGACAAAACAAAAAUCACGGGGUACUGGAGCUCUGUAUAAUCUUGUAAAAUCUAUAAUCAGAUUCCUUUGUGGUAUGUAUUCAAAUUUGGGCUUAGAUUCAUUGACUGUGUACUUCAAUCCCUUGAAUAUGUUUUUUUUUUUUUUUUUUUUUUUUAUAUAGAUGGUACUACAUUUUGUUCCACUGUAACAGAUGCUGUUUAGAAAGCUUACGUCUUUGUGUGGACUAUAGCACAGAGAUGUUUAAUUUUUGUUCAAGUGAUGCAAGAGUUUGUAUGUGAAUGGAUGGGAACGGAGAUGAAAAGGUUUUCUCAAAAGCUUUGCAAGACAAGAUUUAUAUCUUAAUUGAAUCACUUAAACUGAGGAAAGGGCUCAAUAGGGUAAGUGUGCAGCUGCUAGCAUCCCAUUAGUGUAGUUUAAAAUAAAGAGCAACAUUAUGUUCAUAUGACUGCCUCAUAUGAUGUACAAACUAAAUAUUUUAACAUCAUCUGCUAUGUAUUAUAGUAAAUAAAUGAUUUUGACAAAUUA